Messenger RNA from Prunus armeniaca (apricot), 552 nucleotides. Lineage: Eukaryota; Viridiplantae; Streptophyta; Magnoliopsida; Rosales; Rosaceae. The record is from the annotation of a GenBank genome assembly.
AUGAGCAGUGGUGAUGAUUCAAUGGAGGCGCAGUACAUACAAAGGCACCACAGGCAUGAGCCCAGAGAGACCCAGUGCACUUCGGCUUUGGUUAGGCACAUCAAGGCCCCUGCGCAUCUCGUAUGGUCAUUGGUGAGAAGAUUUGAUCAACCGCAGAAGUACAAGCCCUUUGUUAGCCGAUGCACCAUGAAGGGGGACCUUGGCAUUGGGAGCGUUAGAGAAGUGAAUGUUAAAUCUGGGCUUCCUGCAACGACAAGCACUGAGAGGCUGGAGCUUCUUGAUGAUGAUGAGCACAUUCUUGGCAUCAAGAUUGUUGGUGGUGAUCAUAGGCUAAGGAAUUACUCGUCAAUUAUUACUGUCCACCCUGAGGUUAUUGAUGGGAGACUAGGGACACUUGUAAUUGAAUCCUUUGUAGUGGAUGUGCCUGAUGGGAAUACCAAGGAUGAGACAUGCUACUUUGUUGAGGCCCUAAUCAGGUGCAACCUGAAGUCUUUGGCUGAUGUCUCAGAGAGGAUGGCUGUCCAGGACCGAACUGAACCUAUCAAUCAUUAG